GGGAAAUAUUCUCAGUCAAAAUGCACCUUAUGAGAAUGAUGCAAGUAGAAGUGUCAUUGUUGGUGAACGUGAUGCCAAGAGGAUGUUACUAGAACAACAGGUGGAAGGAAUAUCAGAUGUGGAUAUUGAUCCUGAUAGAGUUGAGUCGCGGUCCCUGUUUGUCAAGAACCUAAAUUUUAAGACGUCUGGUGAGAGUUUGAGAAAGCAUUUUAGUGAACACAUGAAGGAGGGAAAAAUCCGAAGUGUCAGGGUGAAGGAGCACUUGAAAAAUGGGAAGAAUGUGUCAAUGGGUUUUGGUUUUAUAGAGUUUGAUUCAGUUGAGACAGCAGUCAAUGUUUGCAGCAAUAUACAGGGUACUGUUCUGGAUGGUCAUGCUCUCAUCCUGCAACUAUGUCAUGCCAAGAAGGAUGAACAAGUGCUGAAAAAGGUUGAUAAGGAUAAGAGUUCAACAAAAUUAAUUGUGAGAAAUGUUGCUUUUGAGGCAACAGAGAAAGAUCUGAGACAGUUGUUUAGUCCAUUUGGCCAGAUCAAGAGCUUAAGACUUCCAAUGAAGUUUGGAAGCCAUAGAGGCUUUGCAUUUGUUGAAUUUGUCACAAAGCAAGAGGCACAGAAUGCUCUGCAAGCUCUUUCAAGCACUCAUCUGUACGGUCGGCAUCUGGUCAUGGAGAGAGCCAAGGAAGGUGAGAGCUUGGAAGAAUUACGGGCUAGAACAGCUGCUCAGUUUACAGAUCAGAAUCCAACCAAGUUAUCCAGGAAAAGGAAGCACAUGGCCGCAUUGGAUGAAGGCACUGUUAAGUUUGAAAGGAUUGCAGAUUAGUGCUUCAAACAAAGUUUCAUGUAUUGUGAAUGAGAACUGUGUUUUUUCAACCACAUGUUUUAUGAAAUGAAUAUGUAUCUCUUCAUUAAAUCAUACAGGCUCCAUUUUUCCUUGU
Molecule: messenger RNA, 932 nt
Organism: Vitis riparia (riverbank grape)
Lineage: Eukaryota; Viridiplantae; Streptophyta; Magnoliopsida; Vitales; Vitaceae
Product: probable RNA-binding protein 19
Exons: 6
Coding region: 83-817 (244 amino acids)
Molecular function (GO): RNA binding
Source: RefSeq, a predicted model, not a curated record